Molecule: messenger RNA, 6321 nt
Organism: Cornus florida
Lineage: Eukaryota; Viridiplantae; Streptophyta; Magnoliopsida; Cornales; Cornaceae
Product: protein NETWORKED 1B-like
Exons: 6
Coding region: 537-6140 (1867 amino acids)
Cellular component (GO): plasma membrane
Molecular function (GO): actin filament binding
Source: RefSeq, a predicted model, not a curated record
AUCCGGAGUUCUCUUCUUUUUCGCCCACUCUGUGUCCUUUUACAGUUUGUCACUCUGACACGGUAACAGAAUAAAAUGCAGAGAGCUCGCUAGAGAGAGAGAGAGAGAGAGAGAGAGGUAGAAAAUGUGAGUCUGAGUUAGAGAGAGAAAAUGGGUGAAAAGGAACGGUGAUGUAGCUGAAAGUUUUGCUAUCACAACUGCUGAUCAGAGACCAUUUCAGAUUUCGUUCUUUUGGUAGUUUCGAUGCUGUACUUUCUUUUGGGUUCUGGGAGAUCAAGUUUUUCUGUGAUUUGGGACUUUGAAGGCCAUUGAAGUAAGGAGUUGGAUUUGCAGCAAUUAUUUUACUUUGGAUUCAAUUGAGCUGGUGCAAGGAGUGAAGAUAAAGAGCUGGAAAAGCCCUUAUAAUUUUGUUGGGUGGUGGAAAAUAUUGAAUUUUGAUACUGGCCUGGAUCCAUUACCUGGGUUUUGCUUACUGGCAUAAGGACCCGUCUUUUGCAAGGUCAAAAGCAGUUGCGUUUUUGUUCUUCGCCGGAGUCAUGGCAACAUUGUUACAUUCAGACUCCAGGCGCAUGUAUUCUUGGUGGUGGGACAGCCACAUUAGCCCGAAGAAUUCAAAAUGGCUUCAAGAAAAUCUUACAGAUAUGGAUGCCAAAGUGAAAGCAAUGAUCAAGCUUAUUGAAGAAGAUGCAGAUUCCUUUGCAAGAAGGGCAGAAAUGUACUAUAAGAAACGUCCCGAGCUCAUGAAACUGGUGGAGGAGUUCUACCGAGCUUAUCGAGCAUUAGCUGAAAGGUAUGAUCACGCUACAGGGGAGCUCCGCCAGGCCCAUCGAACCAUGGCAGAAGCAUUUCCCAACCAAGUACCUUUUGAACUAUCUGAAGAUUCGCCUUCAGGAUCUUCAAUACACGAGGCAGAGCCGCACACACCUGAAAUGCCACAUCCAGUUCGUGCAUUGCUCAACCUGGAUGACUUGCAUAAGGAUGCAUUGGGGCUUUCUGCAUCCAACUUAAAUUCUUCCCAAAGAAGUCUACCUUAUUCAGAAGAAUCCGACUCUGGAAUUAGCAAAAAGGGUUUGAAACAGCUAAACGAGUUGUUUGGGGCCAAAGAACUAGGGCCACAGAAUCCAAACUUUUGUGAAGGAGAGACGAGAAAAGGCCUGAGCCAUGAAACGGAAGAGAAAGAACAAAGGCUGAUAGAUGAAGUCUCCCAGUUAUCUAAUGAGAAUCAAAACCUCAAGAGCAAGGUCUUCUCUGAGACUGAGCGUGCAGGUAAAGCUGAAAGUGAAAUUGAAAACUUAAAGAAAGCCCUUUCUGGAAUACAAGCUGAAAAGGAAGCUGUGCUGCUUCAGCACCAGCAGAAUUUGGAGAAGUUAUCUGAUCUAAAGGAAGAACUCAACCGUGCACAGAGAGAUUCUAGGGGGCUCAAUGAACAAGCAAGGAAAGCUGAAACUGAAGUUCAAACAUUGAAGGAGAUGCUUGUUAAAUUGGAGGCUGAAAGAGAUGCUGGUUUUCUUCAACACAAGGAAUAUCUGGAAACGAUAUCUAGUCUGGAAUCCAUGAUUUCUCAAGCCCAAGAGGAUGCAAAAGGCCUAAAUGAGCGAGCUAUAAAAGCAGAAAUUGAAGGUCAAUAUCUAAAUAAAGAACUUUGUAGACUACAAACUGAAAAGGAAGCUGGUCUUCUUCAGUACAGACAGUGUCUGGAGAAGAUAUCUGUUCUCGAGAACAAACUUUCACUUGCCAUGGAGACAACCCAAAUGCUUAAUGAGAGAGCUGAAAGAGCUGAAACUGAAGCUAAGAAACUGGAAAAAGCUCUUGCUGAACUAACCAAAGAGAAAGAAGCUGCAGCUCUCCAAUAUGAACGUUGCUUGGAAAAAAUAUCUAAGCUGGAGAGUGAAAUCUCCUCUGCCCAAGAGGACGUGAAACGCCUUAACGGUGAGAUGCUGAUUGGGGCUGCAAAACUACAGAGUGCGGAAGAAAAGCAUGUUCUGUUGGAGACAUCAAAUCGAUCUCUGCGGCUAGAGGCGGAUAAUCUGGCAAAGAAGAUUGCAAUGAAAGAUCAAACACUUUUGGAAAAGCAUGAGGAAUUGGAGAAACUUCAGAUUCGUGUACAAGAUGAGCACUUGUGUUUUGUCCAAGUUGAAGCCACUCUCCAAACUUUAAUGAAUUUGCAUGUUCAAUCUCAAGAGGAGCAGAGAGCUCUGGCACUGGAGCUUAAAAAUGGUCUUCAAAUGUUGAAGGACUUGGAGAUAUGCAAACAUGGUUUGGAGGAAGAAAUCCGGAGGGUCAAGGAUGAAAAUCAGAGCUUGAAUGGACUGAAUUCAUCUUCCGCCAGUUCAAUGAAGAAUCUGCAAACUGAGAUCGUUAGCUUGAGGGACAUGAAGGAGAGACUUGAAGAGGAGGUUGCAUUACAAAUGGGACAAAGUAAUACCCUCCAACAAGAAGUCUUCCAUCUGAAACAGGAAAUUGAGGUCUUGAACAAGAGACAUCAAGCUUUAAUGGAGCAACUGGAGUCUGUAGGUUUGAACCCAGAAUGCAUUGGGUCAUCGGUAACAGACUUGCAAAAUGAGAAUUUGAAACUGAGGCAGAUAUGUGAGCAAGAUAGAGAUGAGAAAGAAGCUCUUUUCAAGAAGUUGACAGACAUGGAGAAACUUGUGGAGAAGAAUGCCGCUCUGGGGAGCUCCCUGUUGGAAGUGAAUGGUAAGUUAGAAGCGUCACGAGAAAAGGUUGAGACAUUGCAAGAAUCUUGCCAGUUCCUCCACGGAGAAAAAUCUGCUCUUGUUGCUGAGAAAGCUGUGCUUCUGUCCCAGUUACAAAGCAUCACUCAGAAUCUGCAGAAGCUCUUGGAGAAAAACACAAUCUUGGAGAAUUCCCUCUCAGGUGCAAAUGUUGAACUCGAAGGUUUGAGGGAAAAAUCGAAGAACUUAGAAGAACUCUGUCAGUUGCUUGAUAAUGAGAAAUCUAAUCUUCAUGCUGAAAGAGGCACCUUGGUUGUUCUGUUGGAAAAUGUUGAACAGAGACUAGAAAAGGUGGAAAGAAGAUUUACAGAAUUAGAAGUAAAAUAUUUAGGCUUGGAGAAGGAGAAAGAAGCCACAUUCUCUCAAGUAGAGGAACUAAAGGUUUCUCUAGGUGCGGAGAAACAAGAGCGGGAAAGUUUUACGGUGCUGAGUGAGGCCCGAUUGUCUCGACUGGAAGAAAAUGUCCAUCUUCUGCAAGAAGAAAGUAGGUGGAGGAAGAAAGAAUUUGAAGAAGAAUUAGAUAAAACAGUGAAUUCUCAGUUUGAAAUCUUCAUCUUGAAAAAAUUUAUACAAGAUAUGGAAGAAAAGAAUGACAAUCUACUGUUAGAGUGUCAGAAACAUGUUGAGGCAUCCAAAUUGACGGAGAAACUGAUUUCUGAGUUGGAGAAUGAAAAUCUUGAGCAGCAGUUGGAAGCAGAACUCUUAUUGGAUGAAAUUGAAAAGCUGAGGAUGGGGAUAUAUCAAGUGUUCAGAGCUCUUGAGAUUGGUGGAGAUAAUGGGUGUAAAGAUAAGAUUGAAAAUGAACGAAUAUUUUUGUAUCAUAUUUUAGGGAAUAUUGAGGAUAUGAAAUGUUCUCUUUCAGAAUAUGAGGAUGAUAUGCAACGGUUGUGGGUUGAGAACUCAGUUCUGGUGACUCUUCUUGAGCAGAUGAGAUUAGAGUGCUUGGAAAUUGAGGCAGACAAGAAAAUCCUCGAUCAGGAGUUUAAAAUCAGGACUGAGCAGCUUGUGGUGGUUCAAAAUGAGAAGUACGGACUUCUAGAGAUAAACAGGCAGUUGGGAUCAGAGGUGAGAGAGGGGGACCAACAGGUGAAUAUACUUAAGGCAGAAAUGGAGAGUCUGCGUGUGAAGCAGGAAAAUUUGCAUGGGGCUUAUCUGGAACUACAGCAGAAAUAUUCUAAGGAGCUUGAAGAAAAAAACUCUUUGUCAAAAAAGAUCUCAGACCUGAAGCACGAGAAGUGCAUGGAUGAAGAGGAAAAUGAUCUUAUUCUUGUGGAAAUGUUAGCUCUUGGUAACCUUUCUGUGAUUUUCAACAGCUUUGGGACUGAGAAAGCUAUGGAACUAAACGUGCUUAUUGAAGAUCUGCACAAUCUUAAUCGGGUUAGCAGUGAAUUUGAAAAAGAAGUUGGCAACUUGAGAAUGAAGCUGGAAAUGAAAGAAACAGAAAAUUUACUUCUGAAAGAUUCAGUUGAGAAGUUGAAUAAGGAGCUUCAUGGGGUGAGAGAUAUUAAUGAUCAAUUAAUGGAAGAACAAUCAAGUGGCAAGGAUCUCCUGAGGCAGAAGGAAUCAGCACUUUUAGAAGCAGAGCAGAAGCUUAAAACUACAGAGGAGUUGCAGUCAGAAAUGUGCAGAAAUGUUGAGGGACUGAAGAGAGAGAGUGAAGAAUCAAAACAUAUGAGAGGAACUCUAGAAAUGCACAUUCUCGAACUAGUUGAAGAUAAUACAAUUCAAAAUGAGGAAAUUGAAUGCCUACGUGAAGUGAAUGGAAAUAUGGAGUCUGAAGUGCAUAUAUUGCUGAAAGAAAUUGAAGAACACAGAAUCAGAGAAGAGAAUUUGAAUUCAGAGCUGCAAGAGAGAUGCAAUGAGUUUGAACUCUGGGAAGCUGAGGCUGCAACAUUCUGUUUUGAUCUUCAGAUCUCCGCAGUCCGUGAAGUUCUGUUUAAAAAUAAGGUUCAUGAGCUUACUGGAGUGUGUCAGAGUCUUGAAGAAGAAAGUGCUUCAAAAACUGUGGAGAUUGAGCAUAUGAAAGAAAGAGUUAGCUUCAUGGAGAGUGAAAUUGGAGGACUGAAGGCCCAGUUAUUUGCAUAUGCUCCUCUUAUAGUUUCUCUUAGAGAUGACAUAACAUCUUUUGAGCAAAACACUCUGUCUCGGGUGAAUCUUAUUGCAGCUGGCAAUCAAGAAACGGAGGUUGCGGAUUUGGCAGGUCAUCUCCAUGGAAAGAGCUGUCAAGCGAAAAUCGAAGAUCAAAACUCUGUCAUCCCAAAUGGAAUUUCAGAUUUGCAGGAGUUACAGACUAGGAUUAAAGCAGUUGAAAAGGUGGUGGCACAAGAAAUGGAAAUGCUUGCGCGACAGAAAAGCUUGAACUGCAACAUUAAACUAGAAACUGCAAUGAAAGAGAUCGAAGAGUUGAAAGCUAAAUGCAGCUUGGAUCAAGAAAUAGACAGCCAAAAGAAAGAGAGGGAACUUGGGGACAAGCUCACUGAAAAUCUAAAGUUGCAGAAAUCAACACCCAAAAUUUCUGAAGUGAAGAAGGGUAUUCUGAUGAAAGAUAUUCCACUUGAUCAUGUUUCGGAAGGUUCACUACAUAGAAUAAUCAGGACAGGAAAUGGUGGGCCAGAUGAUCAGAUGCUCGAGUUAUGGGAAACUGCUGAGGACUGCUGCCUUGAUCACACAGUCAGUGCGUCACAAAAGCAGGCAUGUCAACCUACAGAGGGUGAUAAUGUGUACCAUCAGUUUGAAGAUGUGGAGCAGAAGACUGAGGAUCCCUCUUCAGAGUUACAAGUGGAGAAGGAGUUGGGUAUUGACAAUGACAGGUUACAGGUACCCAUGAGUGUUCCUGAGCUAAAUCUAAAUCAAGAAGGGAACAAGAGAAAGAUCUUGGAGAGACUUGCUUCCGAUGCUCAGAAAUUGACGAGUCUUCUGACAACAGCACAAGAUUUGAGAAGGAAACUUGAUACAAACAAGAAGAGCAAAAAGGCCAAGGAUCUUGAUCUCAAAACAGUGAAGGAACAGUUGCAAGAAGUUGAGGGUUCUGCUUUGCAGCUGGUGAAUAUGAAUUGUCAGUGGACGAAAAAUAUUGAAGAUAGUUCCUCAUGUUCAGACGUGAACGCCUCAGCAGAGUCAGAGGAGGCUGGGAGUACCCCGAGAAAGAGAGUUUCAGAACAAGCACGGAAAGGGUCUGAAAAGAUUGGACGGUUGCAGUUGGAACUUCAGAAAAUCCAGUAUGUUCUGUUGAAACUGGAGGAUGAAAAGAAGAGCAAAGGGAGAUACAGAUUUUCCAGGAGUAGAACAACCGUCAUCUUGAGAGACUUUAUUCACAGUGGCAGGAGAAAUAGUGGAAGGCAGAAGAAGAAUCGUCUUUGUGGGUGUUUCAGAGCUUCAACUAAUGGAGACGGCGGUAAUUACUUGUAAUGCUGUUAUAUUCAUUAGCUAGGAGUUAUGGUUCCUUGAAAUGUUCCUUGUAUUGUGCUGAAAGGAUCAAUUUCUUGGAUUAGUUAGAAGAAACUGAUCAUCUUUAGUUUAGAGGAACUGUAUGAAUUAUAUCUGAUCUAAUUUAAAUAAGCUGCUCGCAUGAUCACGAGCUUAUUUAUCA